GGCGCAGCAGGUCCGCGCAGGUAUAGUAGCAGCUAAACGGGGAAGGAAAUAGUCAUUUCAGGGUAGUCCUCUGUGGUGUGAGGAUGGCUGAUGUCGGUGGUAGUAGUGGUGUUCAAUAUUUUGAAGGUGUUGAAAAGUUGUUGGAGAUUUGGUUUACGCGGACCGAUGGCGCUGUGAAACAGUGUGAUCUGCGGAAAAUCUCUAGGAGUAAAUGGGAAUCACUGCUAAAAAUUGUUCGCUGUGAGGUGAUAAGCUUUGUUCGGAAUGAGCAUGUAGAUGCAUAUGUACUGAGCGAAAGCAGCAUGUUCAUAACAAAUCGCCGGUUUAUUCUGAAAACAUGUGGGACUACCACACCACUAUUGUGCUUGAAGCCACUUUUGAUGUUGGUUGAACAGUAUGCUGGAUUUAAUGAAGUGGAAGAUGUGUUCUACUCUCGGAAAAAUUUCAAGAGACCCGAUCUGCAGUUGAGUCCACAUAAGGCUUUUGAACAAGAGGUUGCUGUUUUGAACUCCUUUUUCAAAGAUGGUGCUGCCUAUUGCAUGGGGAACAUGAUAGAAGACUGCUGGUAUUUGUAUACCUUAAAUCCACUGGGAGAAGGAAACAAAACUCGCAGGGGUAUACAGGAACCUGACCAGACCCUAGAAAUCCUUAUGUCAGAUCUGGAUCCAGAUAUCAUGAAUAUUUUCACGCGGGAGGAGUCAUCUUCUGCUGCAGAGGCUACCCAGAAAUCUGGAAUUGACAAAUUGAUUCCAAAUAUGGUGAUAGAUGAUUUUCUCUUUGAGCCUUGUGGUUAUUCCAUGAAUGGCAUUUCAAAGAAAGCGGGUCCAGAACUAGCUGCUGGAUGUUACAUGACCAUUCAUAUAACACCUGAACCAGAAUUCUCAUAUGUGAGUUUUGAAAGCAAUGUGCCACAAUCCUCAUACAAGGAAGUGAUCUCAAGGGUACUGGAAACAUUCCAGCCUGGAAAAUUUGUGAUAACAGUAUUUGCCAAUAAGGCCUCUGCUGCAGCAGCUUCCCCUAAAGAAUUGGAAAGACAGACAUCGUUUGGAGACUGGCUUCGUCAUGAUGUUCAGUACUGCCGCUUCAAGAACUACGAUCUGAUUUACGCAUUCUACUCUAAAUUCCCAAGCUGAGGGUCCCUGGAGGCCCGAAGCUCAGCUGAGUUCCUUUCAGUUGUUGCUCGGUGCCUUCUUGGGCAGUUGCCUGCCCUUUUUAUUUGUCACUGUAGCUGUAGAUUUAAUAACAUAACAUACCUUCUGCAUUUGUUAAGUUUUUCUGUAGGUGGUAGUCAAAUUUCCUUGCAUGGUAGUUUUUAUAACAGUUCCAUUCAGCAGUGUAAAAAUGCCUGUGAAUUUCAAAAUUUCCCACCAUUUAUAAUCACAGCUUCUCAAUGCUCUCUAAUAUUUGUAGAAUACUGUUUAAAAUUAUGGAGUUUAAAUAUAAUUAAAGCUGCUUUGUGUCUAAAAUUGCUUUGCUUCUGUGAAAGCAUUGCAGCUAUUAGAGUAAAUCUUGUUUACAUGUGGUGGCGAAAUAAAAUUUCUUGAGGUGAUAAAUUUGUACGCAGUGAUUAUGAGAGUUGCUGAAGCCAACAAAAGCCUCACCUAUGAGGGUGACAAGUUGGCAUCUCAGGUGGUAACCAUCACUGGUUCCUUGGUUUGAUGCAUUUAUUUAAUUUCCAUCUUGAAAUGGCAGCAAGAAGUAAUCGUAUGAAUCCUUAUGCUGCUGUUGAAGAAUUUUAUUAUGAUCUGAAUUACAAUUUAAGUUGCUAAGGUCAUGCAUAUAUAUUUUUUCUUUGUAACUGUGAAAUUCAGAUCAGUAUUGAUUUUGCAAAAAGCAGCCUUGAAAGGUCAGCAAAGUGUUGCUUACAGUUGUUCCUAAAUGUCAAUUGUUAAUGUUUGUGAUUUAUUUCAUGGUGCAGCAUUGAUUAUAAUAAAUGUUUCUGUGAGUAAAUUGUAUAUCUAGUAUUUUCUGUGUAUUCUGAGUUGUUACUCUGAUCUUGAGAAAUUAAUUAAAAGUAAAGAAUUCUUUGUAAUGUAAGAGGCUUGUCCAAUUUCGAAAUGGUCAGUUACUGUAAAGCUGUUUGAAGCAGUUUGAGAUUGCUUCUUAGUGUAAUAUCAAGCUGCUGUGAACAUUCACUUGUUCUGGGACAUUUGUGAAUAGAGAAUUUUCUACUUCAAAUGAAAAUAAUCUACUGCCACAUGUUUUGAGGGCAAUUCUGUUAAUCUGAUUUUAGCAAACAGUUAUCACUCAAGCCAUUGCUGAUUUACUUGCUGGUAAUAUUGCAACAGUAUUUUGGAUUUGCUUUGUUUUUAGACACUAAACACUCUGAAAUUGUGGCAGUGAAUAUCUUGGUGCAGUUGUGGUUGUUCUAGGUGGCGACGUGUCAGGUUAGACUUCCAUUUUAUAUUGCACCUACUUGAAUCGAUAUCCACAUGUCACAAAGCAAAAUUUCACAGUUGGCUGCUGUCAGAGUGGUUAAACUGCUGUCUCAGUUUCAUGACAUGGUCCCUGUGCUAUACUCUGUUGUAACAUGAGUCACAUUACAAUCACUGUUUUCUUACAUUUGGAUUGAAUCUUAACAGCAGCAUCUGUUGAUACAUUUCGAGUAACUAGGGCAGAUGAUCUAUAGUUGCAAAAGCUGUAGUAAACUAAGAAUUUUUUGUCCACUAUGAGUUGAUUAUUUGUCAUAGUACUGUUACAUAUCAAUUAAAAAGACAAGCGUUUUUGGUCAUAGAGUAACAUUUAAAUUGGAACUCUAAUUUCUAAAACAAUUUCCAAAGAAUGCACCGUUAUUCUCUUAACAGAGCCCAAUAUUUGUACACCAAACCUGCUGUUACAUGCAGAAGAUACAAUAAUUUUGAAGGCCCUGUUAAAAUCCACAAUGAAUUUAGAUUGGUGAGUUAAGUAUUGCAAUAAUCUAUCAUUUCUUUCUUUGGUUUGGUAAUGUUUUGUUGUGGGGAAAAAUGUGUUGGAAAUCAGAUUUUUCAUUAUCUUAGCAUUGGUAGAUUUUUGAUGUACAUGGAGUACUUCAUAAAAUUGUUGUAUCAUCUACUACAGAAACAACUCUCUGUUCAUGACACUGUAAGGUGGUGUUGGCUGUGUAAUGACCACUGACUUAACUGGUAGAUGUCUUAGUUGUGUGAUCCACUGAUUCACCUAAAUCAGUGUAAACAACUCAGUACAUUCUUCCUUCAGUUUGUAAUAUCAGCCUUGAGAUUUAUUGCUCACAAACGUAAUUUUACUGCAGGAAAUGUGAUGAAAGGCUCAUUUUCCUCUGAGGAAAUUCAUUACAAUAUUUGUCACGAUGUGAGAAAUAGGCUUAGGCUUUCUGCAGAGGUAUUGCAGUUGAAAUGUUACAAUGGAACAUAGAAAUGGUAUACAUUUCUCAGUCUAGUGCUAAUCACAUUAUUAAAGAAGACACUGUCUGGCCUGUUGGACAAUUCUCCAGUGCCAUUUAACAGAAAGAAAGACUGCUUAAACAUUUGUGAUUGAAAUGGCAGCCUUGUCUCCCUCUCCCCACUCAGGUUUGGCCCAGUUGUAUCUUACUAGGUGGGGAGGAAGAGCCAGGUGGAUGUUAAUACUGGCUGACUUAAUAUCCAGGAGGUUCAUACAAAGUGGGUAGCUGUGGCGUGCCAGAGUUAUUAACGUGGGGAAUCCCCCAGAUGUAUUUAUUUCUAGUGUUGCCUUUUUAGUUUCUUUUUUAAACUGAUGUCUAAGAAGCAAAAUGAGUAUUAUGAUUGUGUGAAUAUAAGUGGAAUAUUGUGCAUUUAGUUUUAUAAGUGGGCUUUGCAGCAGCCUGAUAUGAGCACAUUGUGUUUAAUGAGAAUGCAUAUGAUGGGAAAAGGUAAUUCUGUGAUAAGAGUGUGAGUUACUUUAUUUCUGUUACAUUAAACAUUUGGUGUUUUAGACUAAUUUUGAAAUUUGUCCAAACUAUUUAGUUUUUAUGCCUUUGUUUAUAGAAAGUUUCCUGACUUUAUGUAUUUAGGCAUUACUGAAACUGGAAAGCAAAUGUAAUUUUUUUGUGCAGAUGUAGUUUCAACAUUUUAUAAUUUGUCAGGGGUGAGUUUUGACGCUUAAAUACUCAGUUGCUUUCAUCUUUUGUGCUUUUUAUAUCUUGUAAACCAGUGACUUCCACAAGAGUAAAUUAAAGCCUUUUGUCCCUCUCAUUGGCUUAGUCUUGUGUCAUUACUACGAUGUGCUACAUUCAGAUUUACUGUUGAAUAUGGAUGUUGUAGUGUUUUAGUACAUGAGAUGUUAAUGUAUAAUAGUUCUUUAUGUAUUUGAAUAUAUUGACAUGUUUUUCAUA
This is a messenger RNA of Schistocerca americana (American grasshopper), 4306 nucleotides long. It is a transcript of the gene SamDC, whose product is annotated as S-adenosylmethionine decarboxylase proenzyme. The record is from RefSeq and is a predicted model, not a curated record. Gene Ontology annotation, molecular function: adenosylmethionine decarboxylase activity. The transcript is spliced from 9 exons. Gene Ontology annotation, cellular component: cytosol. Gene Ontology annotation, biological process: spermine biosynthetic process; spermidine biosynthetic process. Lineage: Eukaryota; Metazoa; Arthropoda; Insecta; Orthoptera; Acrididae. Bases 84 to 1133 code for a protein of 349 amino acids.